GCUGGACGACGCUAUGGGGACUGUGCCAUGUGAUGGGUGCAGGAAGGCAAAGGAACUGCGGUGAUGCACGAAUGGUGUACAUGGAGUCGAGAAGGGAGAUGAAUACAGCAGCCAGAAUGAACUGACAGCUGACAUGUUUCAAAACACUCGCUUACAGAAUCUACCGGAGCGUUGAGAUUUCAAUUGACAUUUGAGUGGAUUGGAAGAGCGGUGGGUCUGGCUGGCUGGCGUCGACACGAACAAGGGUCUGUCGUGUGCGCGUCGGAAAUUCGAAAGACAUCAGUUUCUGAUCGUGAUAGCCUGAGGUGAUCGCUCGAAGUUGCCUGCUGAUUCUGCAUUUCUCGUGUGUCCAGUUCCUCAAUUUCGUUGAUGUCCUCGGAUGAGGAUGGCGUCGUCUGUGCAAGUUUUCGGUGAUGCGCGCACUGUUUCGAAGCCCGUUUCUGAUGUCUCGUGUCAAUCAUUAAGAACAUCGGUUCGACUUUCGUUCUCUCGUGUCAGUGUUGCCCAAACUAAAGCGACACACUUUCCUAGAAUUCGUGCACGGUGUCGAUUCUUGACUCUCGACGGGGCGAGUCCUACCAAAACAUCACCCAAGCUUUCCGGCAAAGGAGUAGAUUCUUGCCAUGCGAGACUCUUCGUCAGAAAUGGGCGAUGCGAUGAUGGUGGUUUCGGGGGUGUGACCGUGAGGGCCUCGGCUACGGAGACCGCAGAGCUCGAAGAAGAUGAAGAAGAGGCAAGUUCUGGUGUGAAGUUGAAAGCUCCCAGCAAAGUUAAGGCAAGCGGACAGCUCGCCCGGUGGGCAAGAGCUCGCAAAAUCCGAGCUGCUGGAAAACCAAGCGUGCUGAAUCGUGUCGAUACUCUAGAAGCAAGUUUGAGUCCCACGAAGCAAGAGGUGUCUGAAGCAGCAGAGCUCGCCAAGUAUGCCGAGGAAGAUCCAAACGAGACUCGAGAUUUUUAUGGCUCUCCAAUUGAUGAGCAGUUUGAGGAGAAGUGUGUGUUCAUGGUAUCCGACGGGACUGGCUGGACUGCAGAUCAUUCUGUUCAAGCUGCACUCGGACAAUUCGAGCACUGCCUUGUGGAUCAGCGGUGCUCUGUGAACACGCAUUUAUUCUCUGACGUAAAUGAAGAGAAAUUGAUGGAGAUCAUAAGGCAGGCUGGUCAAGAAGGAGCGAUGGUUGUGUAUACGCUAGCUGAUCCUGUCAUCGCUCAGUCUGCAAAGCAAGCUUGUUUGCUAUUGGGUGUGCCCCACAUUGACAUACUUGGGCCGAUCACUGAAGCUCUUGGAACUCAUUUAGGAGUGACGCCGUUAGGACUUCCGCGGGGAGCACCAGGUCGGAAAAGUCCUCUUUCAAAGCAGUAUUUCAAGCGGAUUGAAGCAGUGGAAUUUACCAUAAAACAGGACGAUGGAGCUCUGCCGAAAAAUCUCACUCUUGCUGACAUUGUUCUAGUUGGAGUCUCCAGGACAAGCAAGACACCUCUCUCCACUUACAUGGCUCAAAAAGGGUACAAGGUUGCCAAUGUACCCCUAGUGUUCGGGAUCGAUCCGCCAAAGGAACUCUUUGAGAUAGACCAGAACAAAAUCUUCGGACUAACUAUAAAUGCCAACUUUUUGAAAGCAAUCCGUUUGGCGAGGUAUAGACAUUUAGGAGUAGCCGAGGAGUCUCGCAGUUCAUACAGCGACAUGGACCACAUAAGGAAAGAGUUGGAGUUCAGCAGGAAGCUCUUCGCGCAGAAUCCACGAUGGCCCGUUGUCGAGGUGACCGGGAAGGCCAUAGAGGAAACUGCUGCAGUUAUUCUUCGACUAUACCACGAGAGGCGUAACAAGUUUGUGAUGCCUCGAAUAUCGAGUAGAUACUAGAUGUAUUGCAGCCAUGAGCAUUUCAGCGAUGUAGUCCAAGAUAUUCUUCUGGACGAAUUUGUAAAACUUUGUAUUUUAAGUUGCGACGUAGUCAUAGAUGUUCUCCUGAACGAGCUGUAUAACAUUGUAUUCUAAACUGUAUUUUAAGUAUGUGAAUAUGGUGAUCGCAAGAUUGUAGAAUAAAGAAAAGUCCUAUUUGUAGCUGGUAUGUUGUCAGGACUGCGGUAAAUCUCUUGACAUCUAUGGAAGAAUUUAGUUUCAAAGCAGCAAGUUCC
Molecule: messenger RNA, 2133 nt
Organism: Marchantia polymorpha subsp. ruderalis
Lineage: Eukaryota; Viridiplantae; Streptophyta; Marchantiopsida; Marchantiales; Marchantiaceae
Source: the annotation of a GenBank genome assembly